This is a messenger RNA of Cavia porcellus (domestic guinea pig), 5581 nucleotides long. It is a transcript of the gene Slc5a8, whose product is annotated as solute carrier family 5 member 8. Lineage: Eukaryota; Metazoa; Chordata; Mammalia; Rodentia; Caviidae. The transcript has 15 exons. The coding region runs from base 358 to 2193 and encodes 611 amino acids. Gene Ontology annotation, molecular function: organic acid:sodium symporter activity. Gene Ontology annotation, biological process: propanoate transmembrane transport; sodium ion transport. Gene Ontology annotation, cellular component: membrane; extracellular exosome. The record is from RefSeq and is a predicted model, not a curated record.
CCCGUGGGUGUCACUGGAGAGAAUCCGCUCGGGCUCCGGGUGCUCCCUGUGGCUUGGCUGCCUGGCGGCUGUAGGCUCCUCCGGGCGCACCUGACAAGCCUCCCCGGAGCCUGGGCCACUCAGGUGCACCCGGCACUUGGUGAGCGCCCCGGGGCGUGAGCUCCAGUAGCUCGGGCUCCCCGAGAAGAUCCAGACUUUGAAGUUCCAGACCUUGAAGUCCCAGAGGCCACCGCCUGCAGGUGCAGCGGCUGCCCAGGCCGCCUGGGACCGCCGGGGGCGCCACGCGCCGCGCGCCCGGGCGCAGGGAUCGGAUAGUACGCGGCCAGCGGUGCGCGCAAGGCUCGGUCCCCGCGCGCCAUGGGGGCGCCACACGCCAUCGGCAGCUUCGGCGUCUGGGACUACGUGGUGUUCGCAGGCAUGCUGCUCGUGUCCGCGACCAUCGGCAUCUACUAUGCCUUCGCGGGCGGCGGCCAGCAGACCUCCAAGGACUUCCUGCUGGGCGGCCGCAGGAUGACCGCCGUGCCCGUGGCGCUGUCCCUCACCGCCAGCUUCAUGUCGGCCGUCACCGUGCUGGGCGCGCCCGUCGAGGUGUACCGCUUCGGGGGUGUCUACUGCAUGUUCGCCUUCACCUACCUCUUGGUGGUGGUUCUCAGCGCCGAGGUCUUCCUUCCGGUGUUCUACAAACUGGGGAUCACCAGCACCUACGAGUAUUUGGAACUUCGGUUUAACAGAGCCAUCCGCCUCUGCGGGACAGUCAUCUUCAUCGUUCAGACCAUUCUGUACACUGGAAUUGUCAUCUAUGCUCCUGCGCUGGCUUUGAAUCAAGUCACAGGGCUCGAUCGGUGGGGCGCGGUGGUGGCCACCGGCGUGGUCUGCACGUUCUACUGCACACUGGGCGGCCUCAAAGCGGUGGUCUGGACAGACGUUUUCCAAAUCGGCAUCAUGGUGGCCGGAUUUGCAUCUGUGAUUAUCCGGGCCGUGGUAAUUCAAGGCGGCGUGGAGAGGAUCUUAAAUGACGCAUACAAUGGGGGAAGAUUAAACAUCUGGAAUUUUAACCCUAACCCUCUGCAAAGACACACAUUCUGGACGAUCGUCAUAGGAGGGACCUUCACGUGGACCAGCAUCUACGGGGUCAACCAGUCACAAGUGCAGAGAUACAGCGCCUGUAAAAGCAGAUUCCAGGCGAAACUGUCUCUCUACAUCAAUCUUCUGGGACUCUGGACAAUCGCCGUCUGCGCGAUGUUUUGUGGGCUUUCCCUGUAUUCCAGGUACCUGGACUGUGACCCCUGGACAUCCAAGAAGGUGUCCGCGGAAGACCAGCUCUUGCCUUACCUGGUACUGGACAUUUUUCAAGGUUAUCCCGGCGUUCCUGGGCUUUUCGUGGCCUGCGCUUACAGCGGGACCUUAAGCACAGUGUCCUCCAGUAUUAACGCGUUAGCUGCGGUGACCGUGGAGGACCUCAUCAAGCCCUGCUUCCGGUCACUGUCGGAGAGGUCGCUCUCCUGGGUUUCCCAAGGAAUGAGUGUGCUGUACGGCGUCCUGUGCAUCGGAAUGGCUGUUCUGGCCUCGCUGAUGGGAGGUUUGCUGCAGGCGGCGCUCAGCAUCUUCGGCAUGAUUGGAGGACCGCUUUUGGGCUUGUUCUCUUUGGGCAUUUUGGUCCCCUUUGCCAACUCAGUAGGAGCGUUUGUCGGUUUGUUGACUGGCUUCAUGAUGUCCUUAUGGAUUGGAAUUGGAGCUCAACUUUACCCCCCACUUCCGGAGAGAACUAUGCCGUUAUACCUCGCCACAUACGGCUGCAACAGCACGUACAACGCGACCGAUGUGGAGACUGCCACAGAAAUACCAUUUCCUACUGGUGCUUCUCAAACCCACAGUGUGGAAAGGACCCCGCUGAUGGACAACUGGUACUCCUUGUCCUACCUGUACUUCAGCACCGUCGGGACCUUGACAACCUUCUUGGUGGGGAUGCUUCUCAGCAUAGCAACAGGAGGAAGAAAGCAGAACGUGGACCCCAAGUUCUUACUCACCAAAGAGGACUUUUUAUCUAACUUUGAAAUGUUUAAGAAAAAGGACCAUGUUUUAAGUUACAAAUCUCAUCCGGUGGAAGAGGGUGGCACUGACAACCCUGCCUUCAACCACGUGGAACUGGGCUUCACAGAUCACAGCGGCAAGGCUGGUGGGACUCGGCUGUGACACGGGAAGAUGGAAAACUGUGCCUCAGUUUUAUGUUUUCUAGGAUAUUGGGAUCAGAAUUAGAUAUUUUUCCUAUCUAACAUGAGUUUUGGGGGCUACGGUUUUGUUAGAGUCCAGUCCUGACUUUCUUGCCUUUCUGUGAUGAUUUGUUAUGGUCCUCUGGGGUCAGGGGUUUGGACACCAGCAUUCCCUCUCUCUUUUAUGUCAGUGAACUGCACUUCUGACCACACACCUGCCGAAGAGCUGACACACACAUACACAUGUGACACUUGACGGUCAAAGGCAUCUUCUGAAAUUUGGGCAUUAUUGAAAACGUUUUCCAUGCCUUUGGUGCUAGGAUAAAACCUUCAGCAUUUGCCAGAAUCAGAAUCCAUGUUGAAUAGAGCUUUCCUGCCACGUACACUUUUCUUAGGGAGCAAGGAGGUGACAGACUUGUGUUGUGGGGGUUUUGCUUCUUAGCCUGGCUGGGCCCAGGGCAGGAAGGAAGCAUGAAACUGAUUCUGGUGCGGAAAGGCGGGAAUCUGGAAGCAGAGACCCAAAUGAUCUGGUCUCUUGCAUCUGAUCUGGUGCCUUUGGCUUGCUUUCUGAGGUGCCUGGCCUCUGGCUGCUUAUAUUACCUAAAACUACAGUGCUUACCUACGUGCUGGUUUCUGAACCACAAUUUUGCUUCCCAGUUCUCCGCUGACCCUAUUGGCCUGGGCUUGGAUAGGUCUGGAUACGCCCAGGGUGAAUCAUCCACAGAGACCUGAAAAUUGCAAACUCUCAGGGGUCUGGUACCCAUCGAUGUAAAGCGAUGUGGAUUCUUACAGAUUUGGUGACCUGAGAGCUGUGUUUUAAACAAUGAUUAAGUUCAGGGUUGGGGUGUAGCUCAGUGGUGGAGCACUUGCUCACUUAUUCAAGGCCCUGGGUUCUUUCCCAGCACUAAAAGACAAAGCGGAGUUUCAUGGACUUAGCUGGUUUCGCUUAAUGCUGCUGAAUUAAACACUGGACUGUCAACGAAUCUGUAGUCAGUUAAGCUGACCGAUGGUACCUAUGUUUAGGAAUUUUGAAAUUUUGAAAUUGGUUAAGAGACCAAAUUAAAUACCAGGUAGUACUUUACCUGUGAAUGCACCAAAAUUACUGAAUAUCUGCUUGGUUUGAUGUUUUAAAAUUUCAUAUUGAGGUCUCAAAAUUGCUCAGUUGUUUAUACUGCUGUGCUCUUAGCUAAGAGUUUGAUACAAGAUUUCAUCAAUAACUUAUUUUUUCUACAACAACCACAUUAGAUACUGUUUAAAAUUUUUUAAAUUUUUAAAGUUUUUUAAAAAAGAUGAAAGAAAUAUUUAGAAAUAGAAAACGUGUAUGUUUUAUAAUUCAGUAAUUUUGUGCAUAUUUUCUGACCUUUCUUUGGGAAACCAUGCUCUGUACCUAUAGAGGUUACUGAUAUUAAGAAAUAAAUAAAAUAAGCAGUAACAUAUUGCUAGAGUAAGAGAUUUACACAGCAUUUCAGUUCACUAUAUAGUCAUGUAUUUCUUAUUUCAUAAUUCUAAUUCUACUUUCUUAUUUCAUAGUUCUAAUAAUAAUAUUAAUUUCUUAUUUAAUAAUUCUAAGUGCAUGUGUUUAAAGAGUGAUUUAAUUUUGGAAAUCAAAAUCUGGCUCUUUAAGUAACCUUUUCUUUUACCUGACUGCCUAGAAGGUAGACAAUACGGAUUUUUUGUUUUUCUUCUUUAUCAGUACCGGGGAUCGAACUCACAACUGCCUGCUUGCAAGGCAGGCGCUUAUGCCACUGAGCUAAAUCCCCAGCCCCUGACAAUGUGUUUUUAAUGAGAAAUAUAAAACUUUCAUUCUUGUCUGUAUCCUGAGGGUAAAGUCUACCUUUGUGACCACUGAGGCUAUCAGUGUUUUACAUUUACAGACACACAAGGGAGCCAGGUAGAUUUCUUCACAAAACAAAGCAACACUGUUAGUAAUUAAAAAUAAUGUAGCGUAAUUUCUAAAAUUUGCAGUAAAAUGUUAAAAUAUUAUAGUGAGAAUAAAUAAUCUGCUUCUCCUAAUUAUUUUGAAACCCGAUAACUCAAUAGGAGAAAAAGUCACCCAGAUUGUCUGUUUGCUUUUUUGUUUCCACUGCCAAGUUCUGUGCCCUUAAACCGCCCUUUCGCCCCUCAUAACACACUUUGUGGGGAGUCUCCUGGUGGCAUGCAGCACUGGGCUCUUCCCUACCUGACCAGAGCGAUGUGAGUAUGAAGAUCAGACUGAGCUUGAUGGCAGGAGAGCAUCAAAUUCACUCAGAGAGCGGCACUAAUGUUUCAGCAAGACUGAGGAUCAAAUCUGACACGGAAGCCGCUUUCCAGAUUUUUAAAAGAUGAGCCACCAGUGAGCUGUAAUGUAGUGGUGAGAGACACGACCUCUCCAAAGCUACGCGCCUUGGAGUAUUAAAGUCUACUUCGGAUUCAGCAGGAUCGUUCCAACUGGAUAAAUGUCAGCUUUAAAAACAGGUAGAGCUCAGUCUCACUCAUCUCACAGAGAAAGGAAGAUUUUAUAGGGGAGAGGUGGAGCGGCAGACAUUCGCGUUCAUCUGUUGAGCUACUUAAACAGUGAUUUUCUCCAUGGCCCAUGAGACGGGUCAGCUGAGCUCCCCCAACAAAAAUGACCCAACCCCAAUCUCAGCACUGAGGUGAGGGUGAACAGUCACGGUGUGGUGGCCUGUCUUCUGUCAGGAAGGGGACCUGACGCUCGGUCUCAGCAUUGUCAUCUAAGGCCGCAGCAAAAGUACCAGGAUCGUGUAGAAUGUCAGGAUGCAGAAUAAUGAGCACAGGGUUUUCUAGCACCCUGAAAAGAUUAAGGGCCGUAGAACGGGGAGUACCGUGCACACCAGUCUCAGGACACCCUAAUGUAGCUGCUCUGCGAACAUUAGGGUGAAGAAGAUAGUAAAUGUAUCAAAGCAAAGAUUUCAUAAUUUCAUUUUAUUCAGGAAAACCACAGAAGUGCAGGCUUCUUUUUUUAAACAACUGAAUGUCCCGCGACAUAGUCACAUGGGACAGGGCUGAGGUUGACCUGGAGCGAGUGACUCUUUGAAUUGAUUCUUGCAGGGAUUUCUGAGACUCUUUUCCAUGAAUAUUGUUGGUAAGGUGUCAGCUGAGGGGCUUGGGGUGGAGCUCAAGGGCACAGCACUUGCCUAGCAUGCUCAAGGCCCAGGGCUCAGUCUUUCACACUGCCCAGACAGACAGACAGACAGACAGACCAACCCAAGUCAAGUGAGUAUGUGGCCAUUUAGUACUUACAUUCACCCUAUGCUCUUAGAUUCAAGCGUCAUGCCCCUUGUUUAUGAAAAGCUUGAGAUCACUGAACAUUAGAAAUAAAACACGGCUGGAAACCUGAUCUUCUGAGUUGGUGAAUAAACUAUAAAAAUCUU